Molecule: messenger RNA, 2749 nt
Organism: Chaetomium strumarium
Lineage: Eukaryota; Fungi; Ascomycota; Sordariomycetes; Sordariales; Chaetomiaceae
Product: pyridoxal phosphate-dependent transferase
Exons: 1
Coding region: 113-2473 (786 amino acids)
Biological process (GO): Mo-molybdopterin cofactor biosynthetic process
Molecular function (GO): molybdenum cofactor sulfurtransferase activity; molybdenum ion binding; pyridoxal phosphate binding
Source: RefSeq, a predicted model, not a curated record
AAUGGUAAUUACAUCCACCUUGCUUUGAUGCAUCAUCAUUUACUUUACUCACUGAACCACAGGGUCGAUCUACCUCGACCAUGCUGGGACAACCCUCUACCCCAAGUCCUUGAUGGACAGAUUCGCCAGGGAGAUGACCUCCAACCUUUUUGGAAAUCCGCACUCAGGCUCGGCGUCUUCCCAGUUGUCAACAGCACGGAUCGAAGACACACGCCUGCGCGUCCUUCGUUUCUUCAAAGCCGAUCCGGCCGACUUCGACUUGGUGUUUGUGGCGAAUGCGACAGCGGGAGUCAAGUUGGUGGCCGAUGCCCUGCGAGCUGAGCCGGAUGGCUUCGACUAUGCCUACCAUCAGGCGAGCCACACCAGUCUUGUUGGUGUUAGAGAAGAGGCUCGGAAUAGCCUUUGUCUUGACGACCAGCGGGUUGGCACUUGGCUCAUGGGGGACUGUCCUUUUGGAGAUGACGGUAGAAAUCAGCCAAUUCUCUUCGCGUACCCUGCACAGUCGAACAUGGACGGCCGCCGGUAUCCCCUGGCUUGGGCAGAGAAACUUCGUUGUGGGAGCAGGAGAACCUACACGAUGCUGGAUGCCGCAGCGCUGGUCUGCUCCUCUCCCCUGGAUUUAAGUCAUGCUGAUGCGGCCCCCGACUUCACCGUCCUCAGCUUCUACAAAAUAUUCGGCUUCCCCGACUUGGGUGCGCUUAUUGUGAGGCGGAAGGCGGAGGAGGUGUUCAGCUCGAGGAGGUAUUUUGGUGGCGGGACUGUCGACAUGGUAGUCUGCUUGAAAGAGCAGUGGCACGCGGCCAAGAACCGAUUUUUGCACGAACGACUCGAGGAUGGCACACUGCCCAUCCACAGCAUAAUUGCCCUUGAUGCUGCACUGGACGUGCAGAAGCAGCUCUUCGGCUCGAUGCUCGACGUCGCAGCGCACACUGCUUUUCUAGCAAGGAGACUCCACCGCGGGCUCAGAUCGCUGAGGCAUGGUAAUGGCGAAGCAGUCUGUGUUCUUUACUCCCCGGACCCGGAGAGAAUAGACAAGAGUGUCGGGCUUGGCCCCAUUAUUGCCUUCAACGUCCGCAACAGUCUGGGAGCCUGGGUGAGCCUGACAGAGGUUGAAAAGCUCGCUACGCUAAAGGGCUUUCAUAUCCGCACUGGCGGCGUCUGCAAUCCCGGCGGUAUCGCGUUGGCGCUCGGCUUGGAGCCUUGGGAGAUGAGACAGAACUUCAGUUCGGGAUUUCGCUGUGGAGCCGAGACCGACAUCAUGGCGGGGAAGCCAACCGGCGUGAUUCGGGCAAGUCUCGGUGCAAUGAGCACUAUCUCGGAUGUGGACAGCUUCUUGGGGUUUAUUGCCGAAUUCUAUCGGGAUGUCUCUCCAGCACCAGUCGUCCGGGAGCCGGUUUUGCAAUCCCGUGGCUCGUCACGAUGGCGCGUUCACAGCAUAUUUGUGUAUCCCAUCAAGAGCUGCGGAAGUUUCCAGGUUCCCCCAGGGGUCCACUGGGAGGUUAGACGGGAAGGGCUCGCUUGGGACAGGGAAUGGUGUCUACUACACCAGGGCACCGGUCAAGCCUUGAGUCAGAAACGGCAUCCCAAGAUGGCCCUUGUACGGCCAUGGCUAGAUUUUGAGAAGGGAGAGCUACGAGUCACAUAUACCGGAGACAUACCGAACCACAUACCCCGAGAGGUCUGCAUACCGCUCUCCAAACGGCCAUCUCUGUUUCACUCCAGUACUCCUCAAUCCAGGUCUUCUCGGGUUUGCGGAGACCAGAUUCAGGCACAAGCAUAUUCGUCGGCAAAGAUAAACGACUUCUUCUCCGGCGUUCUCGGAGUACCAUGUGUCCUAGCCCGGUUCCCGCCUGGCGGACAAGGCAAAACCGCCAGAUAUUCCAAAGCCCACCUGCAGAAACAUCAAUUACCCUUCACUGCGACCAAAAGGUCCCUUCUCCCCGGCUCCUUCCCACCGUCUCCGCCAGACUCAGACUCAGAAAAGGCCGGGCCGCGACGGAUCCUCCUCUCCAACGAAAGUCCCAUCCUCGCCAUCACCCUCCCAAGCGUCGACGCCCUCAACCGAGAGAUCAAACACGCCGGAACUCAUACGAAGGAGAUAUCACCCGCUGUAUUCCGAGCUAAUCUUGUCAUCGCCCCGGCGGAUGCCGACGCCCAUAUGGCACCCUACGCGGAAGAUGCAUGGUCAGGCAUCAGGAUCGGCGGCGAGCAGCACGAGUUCGAGAUGCUCGGGGCGUGUAGGAGGUGUCACAUGGUCUGCAUCGACCAGGAGACGGCUGAGAAGAGCGAGGAGCCGUUCGUCACGCUGUCGAAGACGAGGAGGUUUGAUGGGAAGGUGUUCUUUGGAGUGCACAUGUGCUACAAAGGUGGCGAGAGAGAGCGCACCGAGGCGGUGUUAAUCACGAAGGAGAAGCAGUUCCCCACGGUAAAGGUUGGGGAUGUCGUCGUGCCGGAGUGGCGGCGGGCCGAGUAGAUUCGCUGGCGGAACUUGGAAAGCCUUGACGUUGCCUGAGCCAGGGUAGAUGCUCUCUGGUGCAGUAGUUAUACCCGAGUUGGAAUAUCAACCAGACGUGGUGACAGUAUCUUCACCAAAGUAAGCUGUGUAGUUCUAUUGCACGCCGUCACCCUCCUCUAACGGCGACGUCUUCGGACCCCAGUUGAUAGCCCACUUUGACUUUAUUCUCCUUUUUGAGCACGACGUGCUCUCUAUCGUACAGUCCGCAGUUUUCUUGGUUGCCGUGUCGUUUAG